AUGUCUCAGCCUACGUUGAACUCGAGCUUCAGCGGCAUCAACUUUGCCGGGAUGAAUCGUAGUUCAAGACUGUCCUACCCGAGCCUUAGGGCAGCUUCCGGGGAUAAUAGUAUUAACGAGGAAGAAAGGUUAUCAGCGAGAAGCGUACAAGGUUUCAGCGGAAGUUCGAGAGGAAGUUGGAUGGAUCAAGGUUCCUCGAGAUUGUCGCAAUCGGACGUGACACGGUUCAUCUUAAGGCAGGACGUGCCAGCGAAACGGGACCGUCUCUCUCAAUCUACUCUGGUUAUCGGUGAUUAUCACCCAGGUCGUGGUCAACAGAGAUUAUCCCAACCUUGCCUAAGUACAGGGAAAGAUCUUAAUUUACCGACAAUGGUUUUUCACUCACCCUCACCGCCUUCUGUUAAACACAAGAGAUUCUCUCCUGCCAUACAUGCUAGUCAGAGAGAACGCCUUUCGCAAUUAGAUAUUGGUGCUAAGUAUAGAAAUUUCAAAGAAUCGGCCGCGACGAAAUUUAACAGGGAUAGGUUUUCAAUACCCGAACUGGAAACACAAAAUGAUCUUAAGUUAUUGAUAGCUGGGACACCGAAGCAGAGAUUCAGUUUAGAUAGCCAAUUGACACGCAACCAAGAUGUAACUCGGUCUAGGUUAUUGCCAAUAGCUAGUUCACCUAUCAAUGAACACCAGCAAACUAAGAUCGAAGAGCAGACAGGAGGAAUCCCAGGAGGUAAACUUAAAAGCCCCACCAGAGAAGGCCUUGGAAGUGUGCUCGUGGCAAGUACAACUCCAAUAUUACCACCGAACGAAAGAGAAUUGUUGUCGACCGAGUUAAGUAAAAUAACAACUGCGGUUGUUAAUUCGACAACGCAACAGAAGGAUCAAACGACACUUAGGGCGAGCAAACUUCAUAGAUCAGUUUCACCUAUUCCUACUAGGGAAAGAAUGUCAGUGCCUGAAAUAAGAAAUUCGAGUCUACGCCGAUUGCUUGACCCACCAAUGAGGCAAAGACACAGUAUUACGGGCAAUUUAAGGCAGAGUAUAAUCCUUCCAAUUAAGCCUCUCGAUUUUGGCAGGAAAUCGCCGAAGCAUUUGUUCGAAGAAGCCCUGGAAAGAUUUCGAAAGGAUGAAAAAGAAGAAAAUCGAAAGAACGAAAUUUCAAAUUCGGAAACUCUUGUCGAUAUUGUUGAUGAACCUAAACAUAUUCAAAAACAUUACUCGUACACGUAUGAAAGUACCGAUGACAGUUCCUCGAUAUUUGGAAAGAUAAGCAUGUCUGCGAUACCAAAGAAGAAAUAUUUAGAAAGUAAUUUUGAUGAGAAUGAACAAGUAAUUACUACAGUGAUCGAGACGGAUGUACCAAUGAUAAUGGCCAAUCCAAAGUAUGUAAAAAAAUCAUCUUAUUCGAGCGAAACCCCGAAAUGGAUUAGAAAAUAUUUAGAAAGCGAAAGUCCGAAAGUAGGAAGAAAGAUGGCAAGCAACAAGGAGAAAACUAACAGAAGGAAUAGUCGGAGGAAAAAUUCUUUGGAAUCGAUGGAAAGCGAGAAAAUUACAGACAAAGUUCGUUCGAAAUCAGUGAGCAGCGGUGAAAGGAGUCCAAUGCUAAGAAACACCGGUAUACAAUCCGAAUUGAAAAAUAUGAAGAAUACAUACGUAAGAAUUGUUCCUUCGAAUAAAAUUCAAGAAAACAGAUAUGAAGUAAAGAUAGAGAAUAAUUGGAUCGAUGGAAAUAUUCACGGACUAUAUGGUGAUGAAUGUGAGGAUACGGAUUCCGAUGAUUCCACGUCCAUUUAAAUUAAACUAACGAUUAAACUAAUCGAAUAGAUAAAACAAAGAAAUUUUGUCCAAUUAAUUUAUAAUGAUAUUUGUAAAUUGGUGAGAGAUUAAAGAAAAAAUUCAUAUUGUGUACUUAAAGCAUAAAAUGCUACGAAUUUUAUGAAAAUUGAUAUUUUCUAGUUACCAGUCAAGGAUAUGUAUUAGAUAACAGUUUGAUUAGCCUAAAGCACAUCUUGGAAACGAAAUAACGAAAACUGAUAUGUCCGAUCCCAAUUUUAUUUUCUCAUAUUAUCAUAUUUGUAAUGAUCUUUAAAUCUCAAUGUAUUAUUUUCAUUCAAACGAGAAAAAUUUUAUUUUUUAUUAAAAUAAAAUUAAAACAAUUUGUAAAUAUUUGAAUUAAUUCUGUUAUACUUAUUGCGAUAUAUAGUUAAGAAAUUCUUAGUAAAAUUCAGGACAUGGUUUGGUAUUUUAUUAUUCACUAUUAUUCGUAAUUCGUAUUUAAAAUAUAAAAAUUUUUUAAUGCUUGCUGUGAAUGAAAGAAAAUAUAUCAGAGAAAAUAGUCUAACUAGCUAUCACAUCAAAUACAUAAACUGUAUGAAAUGUUCAUUUUCUUGUCAACAUACCACCGACACUUCUACAAUUUUAUAUAUAUAUAUAUAUAUAUAUAUAUAUAUAUAUAUUUAUAGUACGAGUAUCGAGAAAUUUAUAUUUUUUUUCUAUGCUAGUCAUCAAUGAGAUUCGUGGAAUUUCAUCUCAAAUUCCUAUUAUAUAUAUAACGAAAUAUUUGCCUCAUAAAAAUAUUCCAAAAAAUUUGUAUUUCGCUUGAACACAAUUAUAUUGAUAUGUAUUAUAAUGUUAUGAUAUUAUAACAGCAUAACGCAAUCGAUGUAACGUUAUAAUAUCUUAAACUCAGUAUGAAUGUAAUAUAAUACGGUCAUGAAUGUGAAACUUAUCGUGAAAGUUAUCGUUAAUCAUAAAAUUGUUAGUCCUUUAUAUGUCAUUUAAUAUAUGAUUAAAGAUGUUAUAUCAAAGAUAUAAUCAAAGGGAAAAGUAUAUAAAAUAUAUUUAAUUUUUAAGAAAUAUGAGAUCUUUGCAUACUUUAAAUCUCGUUAAAAAUUAAUUUUUAUCAAAUGGAAAAAUGAUUCAAAUUCAUAAGUUUUAAAAUAAUUUAUAAUUUUUUUUUUUUAAACUUGAAAAAUACAUGCAAGAAAUUUUACCUGAAUUAUAUAAUAAAUAUGCACCAUAGAUUUGCAAAACAUAACGCACUUUAAAUUUACAUAUCUUGAACAUAGUAUAUUAUGAACAUAGUAUGUCUAAAUUUUAAUCGUUAUAUCAUGAUCAUUUAAUUAUUUUUUAAAAAAUACCACUAUUUUUUAAAAAAUUCCACUAUUGACGAAAAUUAUAUGUGAUGAACAAAUAAAAGCAACUCGUAGAAAUAUAUUUAAAAUAGUAAAUGUAAG
Messenger RNA from Apis laboriosa (Himalayan honeybee), 3230 nucleotides. RefSeq lists its product as uncharacterized. Lineage: Eukaryota; Metazoa; Arthropoda; Insecta; Hymenoptera; Apidae. The record is from RefSeq and is a predicted model, not a curated record. The transcript has a single exon. The coding region runs from base 1 to 1788 and encodes 595 amino acids.